Molecule: messenger RNA, 3368 nt
Organism: Monopterus albus (swamp eel)
Lineage: Eukaryota; Metazoa; Chordata; Actinopteri; Synbranchiformes; Synbranchidae
Gene: clpxb
Product: caseinolytic mitochondrial matrix peptidase chaperone subunit Xb
Exons: 14
Coding region: 388-2220 (610 amino acids)
Biological process (GO): protein folding
Cellular component (GO): mitochondrial matrix
Molecular function (GO): ATP-dependent protein folding chaperone; zinc ion binding; protein dimerization activity
Source: RefSeq, a predicted model, not a curated record
CUGAACGCAGCAUUAGCGCCCCCUACGGAUUAGCAGAUCUCCAACCAUCUGGGUGGGUUUGAACUGCCUAGACAUAAACGAAACCUCCAUAUUACUUUAACGGUGUACACUGAUUAAGUCACUUAUGUUAACCACUGUAACCAGAUGAUAGGUUAGCUAGCUAGCUAGCAGAAUAACAGCGUGACAUAAUUUUGGAUCGUGUCCUACCUGGGAAAUAGCGGCCUAAACAAGUCAGCGCUUCCCAGCCCAUGCAGUAGGCGCUAUUAUAUUACUAUGAUACCCUCCCAUAUGCAACUAAGACUGCACUGACUUAGCCGUUUUUUUCGAAGGGGUUAUCAAGACGUCUCUGGAUUCAUCGUACCCUGAUUUUGAGUCAAACAAAGAGUUAUGUCCUGCCCAUGCACAUCGGCUGCCAGGUUGUUUCUAAAUACUGCCCACAGAGGAUUGUCCUGCUCCCGGAUUCAGUUAUUUUCUCUGAGUCGUCAGGGGUCUCGUGAAACUCAUUUACUUCCCUGGGUACGGGUCAGGUCCUUUUCAGAGACUGCUGUCUGCUAUGCCUCUAAAGAUGGAAUAACAAAGGACUCCGGAGGUGAUGGUGGAAAGAAAAGCAUCAGCGAGGGGAAGAGGCUCUCUGGCUCUGGAGGAACAGGCAAGGGUGGAGGUCAGCUCCGCUGCCCUAAAUGUGGAGAUCCUUGCACACAUGUGGAGACCUUUGUAUCAUCAACACGAUUUGUCAAAUGUGAGAAAUGCCAUCACUUUUUUGUGGUUCUGUCUGAAACGGACUCUAACAAGGGGCUAAACAAAGAGCCGGAAUCUGCUGCGGAGGCAGUUAAACUGGCAUUUGCACAGAAACCUCCCCCUCCCCCCAAGAAGAUAUAUGCUUAUCUUGACAAGUACGUUGUCGGCCAGACCUAUGCAAAAAAGGUGUUAGCAGUUGCAGUAUAUAAUCACUACAAGCGCAUCUACAACAACAUCCCCGCUGGGAGCCGACAGCAAGUUGAAGUGGAGAAACAGCCCUCUCUAACACCUCGUGAGCUGCUGCAGAUCGCAGGGAUCAGUCCUCAUGGAAACGCUCUGGGAGCGUCCAUGCAGCAGCAGGUGAGUCAGCAGGUGCCUCAGGAGAGGAGGGGCGGCGAGGUCCUGGACUCCACACACAGUGACAUUAAACUGGAGAAGAGCAACAUCGUACUUCUAGGUCCAACUGGCUCAGGAAAAACACUGUUGGCACAGACACUGGCUCGUUGUCUGGAUGUUCCCUUUGCAAUUUGCGAUUGCACCACAUUAACUCAAGCUGGGUAUGUGGGAGAAGACAUCGAGUCCGUUAUUGCCAAACUGCUCCAAGAUGCCAACUACUCAGUGGAGAAAGCACAGCAAGGUAUUGUGUUUCUGGAUGAGGUUGAUAAGAUUGGUAGUGUGCCUGGAAUCCAUCAGCUGAGAGAUGUGGGUGGAGAAGGAGUCCAGCAGGGUUUACUGAAACUCUUGGAGGGCACAAUUGUCAAUGUGCCUGAGAAAAACUCUAGGAAACUGAGGGGAGAGACGGUGCAGGUAGAUACAACAAACAUCUUGUUUGUUGCAUCUGGUGCCUUCAAUGGACUUGAUAGAAUCAUUAGUAGAAGAAAGAAUGAAAAGUAUUUGGGUUUUGGAACUCCCUCCAACUUGGGGAAAGGGCGCCGUGCGGCAGCUGCAGCAGACUUGGCCAACACCAGCGGUGAGACGGACACAGUGGCUGAGAUCGAGGAGAAGGACAGGCUGCUGAAGCACGUGGAGGCCAGGGACCUGAUCGAGUUUGGAAUGAUCCCAGAGUUUGUCGGCCGUCUUCCUGUGGUCGUUCCUCUGCACAGCCUGGAUGAAGAAACGCUAGUCCGAAUCUUGACUGAGCCACGCAACGCUGUGGUGCCCCAGUACCAGGCUCUGUUCAGCAUGGAUAAAUGUGAACUCAGUAUGACUCCAGAUGCCCUGAGGGCCAUAGCCAGAUUGGCUCUGGAGAGAAAAACUGGAGCUCGUGGGCUCAGAUCCAUCAUGGAAAAGCUUCUUCUUGAGCCCAUGUUUGAAGUGCCACACUCUGACAUCAUGGCAGUUGAGCUGGACAAAGAUGUUGUCCAAGGGAAAUCACAACCCAGAUAUAUCAGAGCUCCAGCCAAGGAGUCGACAGAAGAGGAAUACGACUCGGGCAUUGAGGAGGAGAGCUGGCCUCGGCAGGCGGACGCUGCUAACAACUGAAUCACACAUCACGUUUCACCUAGUGCUGUCUGAAAACAUUAGAUCACUAUGAACCUUUGAAUACCAGCUCUGGGCUUUCUUAUAGCCCCUGACAAACAAGCUGUGGGCAUUUUAAUAGAGGUACUGAAGGCCGCUGGUCCUCACUGGAGAAGGUUUUCAUGAUGAACAAGUUAAGAGAGUGUAAUAACCUUUGGUCCUCUGCAUCAAUGUUAAUUCUUUAGUGGUGCAUUCACAGGGUGGACCUUUAUGAAAUAAUUCAAUCUGGGGAUUGUUAACUUUUUAUCUAUAUAAAGAUAAUGCAGUUUUAUUCACGAAAGGAUGUGUAGCUAGUUUUUCUUUUUUUGUGGUGAUGAUGGCGAGUUACGCAAAUGGAAGUGUUGGGAUCAUACAGUACACUUGGGAUGCUGAGAAAGUGUAGAUGUGAUGUUACCAUGUCAAGUAAUGCCUUGUAUCAUAAGGGCAUAAUAUUCCAUACACACAUCAAUAUUUUGAUGUUUUCUUCUUUACCACCAUUGUAAUAAUGGUGCUCACAGUGAAAACAGGCUGUAAAUGUUGAGCUACACUGUAUAGGUAGCAUUUGUUAGCAGUUUGUAUGACAUGACCUUGAAUUAGAAGAACAUAUUGUGAAGUGUAAUCCACCAGCACACUUAAAAAAAUAAUGGUGACCUUUUAAACAGCCGCAAUGGUUAUUUUUCAGUGCUUUGCUUUCUCUCCUCACCCACUUUUUAGGGAAUGUAUGUUUACUUAGACCUCUGUAUCAGAGCUGUUUGAUAAAGCAGGAUUAGCAGCUUUGCUAACUUCAAAGUGUUAAUGAACUGUCAUCGGAAGCUGUUUUGUUGUAGCUAUAAUUCAGUAAAUCAUAUUUCUGAGCUAGAUAUUGAAGAUUUAUUGUUUAGAUUCCAAUCUUUAUUAGACAGAACAUUGUUGUCACAGUUAGUUGGCUGUCGCUCUCUAAACCUGCUUUGACAAACGGCCCUCAGAGCAGUGGGAACUUACCUUUAGUGAUGCAACAUCCCUUUACUAAAUGGUAUCCUUCCUCACAUGUCUGUACUUAAAUCUCUACCCAAAUGCUCUCUGACUGAACUGCGCUGCUGUCCUCUUUAUUAUGCUGUUAUGCUAUAAAAAGAGAUUAAACUAGAUCUGUUCUC